Messenger RNA from Peronospora matthiolae, 129 nucleotides. The record is from the annotation of a GenBank genome assembly. NCBI's taxonomy places the organism in Eukaryota, Oomycota, Peronosporomycetes, Peronosporales, Peronosporaceae.
AUGGCCGAAGCCACGGAAGCGACUACGAGACGCCAGGUGGCGUUGCCGCUUCUGGACGCGGAUCGCCAGCACGAGUCCCACCGAUGGGCCAAGUGCCCGCAGAUGUCGAUGUUUUGCUUGCUUGCGUAA